Ochotona princeps (American pika) is the source of this 798-nucleotide messenger RNA. RefSeq names its product zinc finger protein 580 (gene ZNF580). Gene Ontology annotation, cellular component: nucleus. Gene Ontology annotation, biological process: regulation of transcription by RNA polymerase II. NCBI's taxonomy places the organism in Eukaryota, Metazoa, Chordata, Mammalia, Lagomorpha, Ochotonidae. Gene Ontology annotation, molecular function: RNA polymerase II cis-regulatory region sequence-specific DNA binding; DNA-binding transcription activator activity, RNA polymerase II-specific. The transcript is spliced from 2 exons. Bases 224 to 742 code for a protein of 172 amino acids. The record is from RefSeq and is a predicted model, not a curated record.
GCCCGCUCGCAGGCAGCGGAACCUUCGCACCGGCCACGCGCGCUUCCGGCCGGCGCCUUUUCCCAGGGACGCCGCCGCCCCUCGCGCCCCCGCGCCCGCCGCCCCCGGUCCCCCCGAGUCCCCAGCGUCCCGGUUCCGCCGCCGGCGCCGCCUCGGGGACCGCGGCUUCGCUCCUCCUCCUCCUCCGGACCCGAGAGGCCGCUGCACCGGCCCGCGCCCCCAGAUGCUGCUGCUGCCGCCGCGGCCGCCGCCCCCGCGGGCCGCCUCCCCGGAGGCCGUGGAGCCGCCGCCGCCCAAGGCGCCCCCGUUCCCGCAGGCCGAGGGUCCCGCGUCCGCUCCGUCCUCGGCGUCCGGCCCGCGGCCCCCGCGGCUGGGCCGCCACCUGCUCAUCGACGCCAACGGGGUCCCCUACACGUACACGGCGCCGCUGGAGGAGGAGCCCCGCGGGCCGGCCCCGCGCGAGGCGCCCCCGGCCGAGCCCGCGCCCCGCAAGGGCUACCCGUGCCCCGAGUGCGCGCGCGUGUUCGCCAGCCCGCUGCGGCUGCAGAGCCACCGCGUGUCGCACUCGGACCUCAAGCCCUUCACGUGCGGCGCCUGCGGCAAGGCCUUCAAGCGCUCCAGCCACCUGUCCCGCCACCGCGCCACGCACCGCGCGCGCGCGGGACCGCCGCACACCUGCCCGCUGUGCCCGCGCCGCUUCCAGGACGCGGCCGAGCUGGCGCAGCACGUGCGGCUGCACUGAGCGCCCCCGCGCCCCGUCCACCCCGCGCGUCAUGUAGACCAAAGCCGCCGCCCUCC